Molecule: messenger RNA, 2223 nt
Organism: Giardia duodenalis
Lineage: Eukaryota; Fornicata; Diplomonadida; Hexamitidae
Product: Translation initiation factor eIF-2B delta subunit
Exons: 1
Coding region: 1-2223 (740 amino acids)
Source: RefSeq, a predicted model, not a curated record
AUGAAGUACCCCAGCAAGUGUGAAAACCCUUUGCACUUGGACAUUGAUGACUCUUCGCGAGAUGCACGAGAUAGUGGAGCAGUCAAUAUGUCUUUGUAUCGUAAGUUUUCUCCCCUCUACAUAUCUGGACAAGCAGACGACGACUUUUAUGCAUCGUUUGGACAGCAUCGCCAUCCCAGUAUUAACUUCAGUGAUCAGAAAGGUAAACACACCAGCAGCGUGGAGUCCCUCUCAUCCGAUCAGAUAGCCAGGUUUGAACACGCUAUAAAGCAACCUCUCAACAUACUAUCAACAGAUGCUCGCUGUUACAUAGAUAACAUCAGCGACAUCCGCGAGUCUGCCACAGCACGUGCUGUUGCCUUUUUGCGGGCAUAUGAGAGUCAACUGGAGGCUCUUUUUGCGAAUUAUACUUUUUCAUCCAACCAUCAGACGCCCCUUAAUACAUCAGGUGUGCAUGAGCUGCAUCCAGAGAUAGCUUCUCACCAAGGCUCUGUUAUUGGGUCUGCGGUUCCAAUCUCACUUGGUGGCGUCCUCUCUCAGCUGCGUGGCAAUCUGACGAUGCUUGUCACUAUAGUGAGCGCGUUCUAUCCUUCUGUUCCUACGACCAUUCAGUUCAUUGUUCAGAGUGUGAUGGAGCACUGCGACUACCUUGAAGAUCAAAUUAGUUUAAUGUACAAGGACAGCACAAGCCUGGUUGAAAGCGAUGCACACAAUAUUACACCCCCGAUCUCUAAUAGCUUUGCUAGUAACUUAACCAUUGGGCCCACAAGCACGAUGGAUGUAAUUUCGAGACUUAGCCACAACAACAUAGACCAGGCUCUAUACACACCGCUCACUCCCAGCAUCCGGUAUAGCACCACAAACAUGGCUCAGACCCUCUACUCUAUGCCUCGAUCCAUUGUCAAGGCCGACGAAUGGAAUGAGUCGUGCGACAGACCGGAUAGGCAGCUUUUCCUUAAGAAAAUAACGAGCAUCCCCGGUUGCUGUACCUCUGAGAAGAGCUGCACAGAUCAAACCAGCUCAAACUUUAAUUUAUUCAAUGAACCGACGGACUUGUCUGACAAAUGUAAAGAGAAAGAGAAAGAGAGAGAAAAGGAGAGAGAAAGGGAAAACGAUAAGUGCUCUUCUGUAGACGUACUUAAGACAGUUGCUAUUUCUCACACAGAAGCAACCAGCGAGUCAGUAGAGAACGUGGAGGGUCAAGUCUAUGGUAGCCAUAAUACUACUACUAGCACUAUGAUUAACACCGCAAGCCUCCUGCUACCUGAUAGCCCGCCAAUACAGAAGGGUACAUCCGACGUCAUAACACUCACUAAAAUCUGUUCAAUUCCGGGACUUCCUGGUCGCGUGGUAGAGCCACAAAUGAUUACGAGCCCUCCGAUGGACAUGAGCGGUGAUGAUACUGGUAACAAGAUGGGCAAUCAACUGAACCCAAGAAAGGCUAAAGCCACUGCACCCAACGAUGAUCCUGCAACAUACCUUUUUGAAGAAGGCAGAAACGGAAUGGAUGAUAUUGCCCAGAAGACUCCAGACCUGUGUGGCGCAGCGCUUACGUCUGCAGAGGGAGUUAUACAUAACAUGCUCGACUUUGUGAAGCUUCUGUACAAUGAGAGGAUUGUCAAGGCAUCCAAUGACAUCUAUGUUGAGCUCAGCAGACGGAUAAAGCAGAACGAUUGCGUGAUAGUCUUUGGUAAGUCACGCAUAGUACUUAAGGCCCUGAUAUUGGCGCACCUCCGUCUCCAGGCAGAGACGGAUAGUAAAGCGUGCUUUGAGGUCAUCUGCAUUGAUGCUUCGGAGUGUCAGUGUGGCUUGGACAUUAUCAAGAAACUUUCGCAGGCCGGGAUCCCCUGCUUCUAUGGGCUGCUGACGUCCUUACCGUUGUUCAUCAAGCACGCAACAAAGGUGAUCAUGGGAGCACAUAGUGUGAGCCUCAACGGGAGCAUUCAAGGUCGUGCUGGCGCGUCCCUUAUAGCCAAUAUUGCAAAGUUCUACAGAAUACCUCUCAUCGUUGGGUGUGAGACCUAUAAAGUCACCGAUCAGAUUUACAUAAAUGCUCUGUCAAACAAUGUCUUACAAGACACGGGCACCUUCACACUGGGUCAGACAGACAAGAUACAGAUAAUUAAACCACUGUACGACACCGUCGAUACCAAGCUAAUCAGUUGUAUCAUAACAGAGUAUGGGCCUAUUUCUCCCGACUCUUUACGGGAACAGUUGAAGUAG